This is a messenger RNA of Beta vulgaris subsp. vulgaris (sugar beet), 890 nucleotides long. RefSeq lists its product as uncharacterized. The record is from RefSeq and is a predicted model, not a curated record. Lineage: Eukaryota; Viridiplantae; Streptophyta; Magnoliopsida; Caryophyllales; Amaranthaceae. Gene Ontology annotation, biological process: endoplasmic reticulum to Golgi vesicle-mediated transport. Bases 130 to 561 code for a protein of 143 amino acids. Gene Ontology annotation, cellular component: TRAPP complex; nucleus; cytoplasm. The transcript has 5 exons.
UUCCUCAAAAAAAAAAUACAUACUCUCUGAAACGGCUGAUCUCGGGGCUUUGCCUUAAGCUUUCCUCGUUCAAGGUGACAGUGAGGGCAGAGUUAUAUUGGAUCACCAUUUUUCAGAAGUUGUAAGGAGAUGAUCGUCUGUGUUGCAGUCGUCGGUCACCAGAAUAAUCCGUUGUACAUUCAAAGCUUCACGGAGGCUGAUGAUGCACUCAAGCUUCAUCACAUUGUUCAUUGCUCAUUGGACGUUAUUGACGAACGAGUGAACAAUCCCAAGAAAUCCGGGCCGAUGCUCAAUGAAACAUAUCUUGGUCUACUUUACCCAACAGAGAACUACAAAGUGUAUGGCUAUUUGACCAACACUAAGGUGAAAUUCAUCUUGGUAACCACCGAUUUAGAUGUUAGAGAUGCUGACGUGAGAAAUUUCUUCCGGAAAUUUCAUGCAGCUUAUGUGGAUGCAGUUUCAAAUCCUUUUCAUGUACCAGGUAAAAAGAUAACCUCUCGGACGUUUGCUGAAAGUGUCAGUAAGAUUGUCAAGUCCUUUGGAUUGGGUUCAUCUGGUUGAUCUGUGUCGCCCUUUCUGAAAACUCGUGAAGCCUUUCUGCUGGAGUCAGCAGACCUAUUUCCUUUGCUGAAGAAUUUGGCGGCAGCCAAAAUAUGACAUUGGUUUGUUUUGUAUGUGGUACAAAAUGCACUGAGAUGACGAACUCUUCUGCUAAUGGCCUGAAUUUGUCAUUUGUACUUCAUAAAGAAGGCAACGGAAAAAUUCCCUGAGCUUGUAGGUUGUGACCAGAUCUUUUUACCAUUUAGUACCAGAGAGGUGUAUUGUAACAUUCUGUAUCGAUUAUUUUCAAGAAGCCAUUUUAUUAUUGGAUUUGGUUUUUGGUUGGCGCU